AUGCAACAAGGUCGCGAAGCCGUCGUCCGCUUUAUCAACCAUGCCGACCGUGCAAACUCUGUCCAUCUUCACGGAUCAUAUAGUACCUCUUCCAACCAAUCUCUUUUUGGUGAUCAGACAUUGACAUAUCUCCUUCAGGUCNGUGCUCCCUUCGACGGCUGGGCCGAAGACACUACCGAGCCGGGACAAUACAAGGAUUACUACUAUCCCAAUGCUCAAGCUGCCAGAACACUUUGGUAUCAUGACCAUGCUGUCGGCCAUACUGCCGAGAAUGCCUACUACGGACAGGCCGGAUUCUACAUCUUGGAGGAUGCUCAGAAGAACGCUCUUGACCUACCCGCUGGUGACUACGACAUCCCUCUGGCUCUCGCUGCUAAGCGUUAUAAUCCUGACGGCUCGCUCUGGGACCCUGAGGCGAAUGGGGAGACCACAAGUGUGUUUGGUGAUGUUAAUGGCGCUCCUUGGCCGUUCAUGGCUGUAGAGCCUCGCAAAUAUCUGUUCCGUUUCUUGGAUACCUCAGUCAGCCGUUCGUUCCAACUUUACGCAGAGGCAGACAAGAAAGUCGGCACCCGAAUCCCAUUCACAGUCAUCGGAUCAGACGCAGGUCUCCUCGCUAGUCCUGUCAGCACCACGCAACUCGACAUCUCCAUGGCUGAACGCUGGGAAUGCGUCUUUGAUUUCUCUGGCUAUGCCGGUCAAAACAUUACUCUCAAGAACACAGGCAAUGUAGCUGCAGACGACGACUUUGACGGCACUGAUAGAGUUAUGGUAAGUGUUUACACGUUCUCAGAAGUCGUAUGUUGGACUAAUGGAAGUAGCNGGUUCGUGGUUGGCAACUCUGUGAGGGAUACGAAGGGCAAUGGUCCUCUGCCAGCCACUCUGCGUAGCGUACCACUGCCACCAGCCAAGACAGGUGUCGAUCGCUCCUAUGAGUUCAUGCGCAGCAAUGGCGAAUGGCAAGUCAAUGGUGUUACCUGGGCCGAUGUCCAAGAUCGUGUCAUUGCCAAACCUGAGAGAGGAUCUGUUGAACGCUGGGAGCUUAUCAACAGCGCAGGAGGCUGGAGUCACGUCGUCGGCCGUACUGGUGGAACUCGUGGUGUUCUUCCUUAUGAACAGACCGCGUUAAAAGACGUCGUCUGGCUUAACAAGAACGAAAAGANNUGGGACGGCCUCUACAUGUUCCACUGCCACAACCUAAUCCACGAAGACCACGACAUGAUGGCCGCCCUGAACGUCACCGCCCUAAAGGACCUCGGCUACGACGAGAAGACCAGAUUCAUCGAUCCUAUGGAACCAAAAUACCGCGCCAAGUCCUUCAACCCAGAAGACUAUACCCACCGUGACGGCGAUUUUGAAGACAGCGCUAUUGAAAAGAAGUGCAGAGAUUUCCAAGACAUGGAUGCUUACAAGGGUGCCCCCGAGGUCGAGCAGAAGCUUGAAGAAUACUGGAAAACUCAUAGUUCUCAGACUACGCUCGUGACCAAGACUUUAUCAGGCGGUGGUAGUGGAACCUCGGUCUCUACGACGGGCUCUAGUGGUGCUUCCUCUAGUGGUGCUUCCUCUGGGGCUUCUGGUUCGGGAUCUACAACAGCUUCAGCAACCGUGGCUUCUUCGGUCACAAGCACAUCAGGCAGCACGCUCAUUACAUCGGUAAGCUCAGCGAAGAGCACUUCUACUACGAGUGACGACAAGGGUGGAAAGAACAAGACGACUACGAAGAAGUAG
Messenger RNA from Aureobasidium vineae, 1725 nucleotides. The record is from the annotation of a GenBank genome assembly. Lineage: Eukaryota; Fungi; Ascomycota; Dothideomycetes; Dothideales; Saccotheciaceae.